Carassius auratus (goldfish) is the source of this 2557-nucleotide messenger RNA. RefSeq names its product protein phosphatase 1 regulatory subunit 3G (gene ppp1r3g). The transcript has a single exon. Lineage: Eukaryota; Metazoa; Chordata; Actinopteri; Cypriniformes; Cyprinidae. Gene Ontology annotation, cellular component: protein phosphatase type 1 complex. Bases 42 to 833 code for a protein of 263 amino acids. Gene Ontology annotation, molecular function: glycogen binding; protein phosphatase 1 binding. Gene Ontology annotation, biological process: regulation of glycogen biosynthetic process. The record is from RefSeq and is a predicted model, not a curated record.
AGCACCAAUAUAGGCGCGCGCAUCUGUGCGCCUCUGGAGUGAUGCAUUCUGUCACCGGAGAUCACAAACCUGGGAUGACGGACAUAAUGAAUGAGGAGCAGAUGGAGAACGGACUGGACUCCGAUGAUGAUCUUCAACCCGACGAGAUACCCGAGUUCCUGAAAGACAGGAGAAGAGCCAAGUCCUUACCUGCGUAUCCAGAGCAGGCGAGCCUGUACCACCAGAUCUCCCAGAACUGCAGCAAACGCGUGAAGUUCGCGGACGCGCUCGGCUUGAAUCUGGCGAGCGUCAAGCACUUCAGCAGCAGCGACGAUCCUCAGAUCCCAGCUAAAGUCUUCACCAGGCUGAAGAGCUUCCCCCUCCACAGGGACCGGGAGAUCAUGGAUGACUUGUGCGUGAACAUCAAGUCCUCUCUGGCUCUGGACUAUCUGGUCCCGGCGUUCAAGACGCCCGUGGACUCCGGUGACUUGGAGACGCGGCUGACGCGCUGUCGCGUCGCGCUGGAAAGCGUCACGGUCACGCAGUUUGAUGUCCGCGGGAUCAUACGGGCGUUAGGAGCGAGAGAGGUCGGCAUCAGGUAUACUUUCAACGACUGGCUGUCGUUCGUGGACGCGCAAGCUAUGCGCGUGCCCACAGAGCACAGGGCGCGCGGAGAGCGCUUCUCCUUCACCAUGUUCACGCCCCCUUUCUUAGGUCCGAGCGCUGCUGUGCACUUCGCCGUGUACAUGAGGGAUGAUAACUCUGAGUUCUGGGACAACAACGAUGGGAUGAACUACUCUCUGAAGCAGCACAGCUCGUCAUCCAGCGACACCGCGGCUUUCCACGCGAUAUGAAGCGUUUCACCGAGCACCGUUACAGCCUUCAGAGAGACAGACGAGGACAAAUAGAGAGGACUGACACCUCCUAGAAAGAGUUUACACAAAAUGAAAUAUCCUUCAUCGUUUAGUCACCCUCAUGUUGUUCCAAUCCCGUGGAAAGAUAUUUUGCAGAAUGCCCAAGCUGCUCAUAGAAAGUGGAUGAGGGUUGUUUAGCUGCAAAACACAAUAAAAGUGCCAUAAAUGUGGCCCAUAUGUCCUGUCCGUUUAUAAUUUUUUAUUUUCUAAAAAAACUUUCUUCUGCAGUCAUUUCAAGUUUGAAUUGAAACCUGUUUUGUCAUAGGAAUAACAUUUUUUUUAAAGAUAAUUGCUACAUUUUAUCUCAGAAAUCAGACUUUCAGAAACUUUAAGAAAAAUUAGAAUUGCGAGAUGUGAAUUUGCAAUGUUUUAAGAAGAAAAUACAUAAUUGUCAUAAGUUGUUAUUUUUGUGUGCGUUUCAUUCUGAUAAAUUAAUCCGGGUUAUCUAUUUAACCUUUUAUUUAUUAAAUAAUUUAUUUUGUUAAUGCUGUGGCGGAACCAGACUAUGCCUCGAGAACCAAUGACAUUUGACACUUUCGACUUUGCAAAUCAGACAUAGGAGCUUUACACUUGGGAAGACUUUAUACUACACCUCAUGGCGUUUUUUGUCCUUUUUGGAGCUUGCCAGCCCCUCUUUAGGCUGCUGUGUCUUUUUGUCGAACUGAAAAGAGCAGCGUGGACAUUCUCCCAAACAUCUCAUAGAAAAACUCACAUUGAAAUGACAUGAGGAUGAGCAAAUGAUGAAAGAAUUGACUUUGUUGUACACUGAAAUGAUGCAAGGAAUCACACACGUUACUUUAUGCUGGUUUUGCUUCACAAAUGAGUCAAGCCUUUUAAUAAUAAUGCAAAAUGUGUUGUUUCUAUCAAAGCUCAUGCACAGUUACUGUCAAGAUGUGAAUGAAGAGGCUCAACACUGAGAACACAAUACAGCGGUCAGUUAUGGACGGUCAGCAGUUUUAUCUGGGUCAAAUAAAUGUAGUUUGAUCUGAGAGUAUUCAUCAAUGACAUGUUAACUCAUAAUUCAGAAUUGUGAUAUAUAUAUAUAAACACAGAAUUCAGUUUUUUAUGCAAAUUCUGACUAUGCUAUUUUUUUUCUGUUGCUGAAUAAAAUUAAAACAGUUCAUAAAUAUUUUUUAAAGACUUUUGUCAUACUUUCAAGUUUAUAUCUUGCAAUUCUACCUUUUUAAAGAUUAAAAAAGCAAUUGCAAUUACCUUUAUUAUUAAUAUUAUUAUUAUUUUUGUCUCAGGGUGGAAACAAGCUUCCAAAGUACUGUAUAAAGUGCUGGAAGACAUUAAAACGAAAUAUUUAGAGUUCUCUCAAUGUGUGUUAACAGACCAGUAAAGCAGGUCUGUAAUCAGAGAUAAACUAUCUUUUAUUUUAGUCCAGCUUUGCUGCAGUUUCUCCAAGCGUUGUAUGCUCGAUGCAUCUGUUUGACUACGAGCAGUGCAGAGGGAAGAAGUUCUCCUGUUUUGCAAUAUGCAAAUGUUUGUUUGAAAAUAUGUAAAUAUUCUUCACAAAUGCAGAAUUGAUUUCAUUUAGCGGCUGGGAUUAUACGAAUACAAAUGAUGCUUACUGUAUGUAACCAUUUCCAUUUUUUCCGACUUGACACAACAGUACCAGGAUGAAAUGUCAACCAUUGAGAUGCAAUUAAAAUAUCUUUGGA